AUGCCACGUAAGAAAAUUUCCGACAUUGUCGAAGGACGUAUUUCGCAACUAUUACGUCAAGGAUAUUCUCAGCCUCAAAUUGUGAACAUUUUGAAACUUGAUCGUAUACAUGUAUCUCAACGUACUGUGUCAAAUGUCAAACGAAAGAUCGGCCGUCAAAGAAAUUCUGAAUCUAAAAUUAACAUUUUUCGAAAAAAACCAUCACAAACACCAUAUAUUAUUAAGAAGGUCAUUAAGAAGAUUGACGUCGAAGAUCCACCAACUCAACGUGCUAUUGCUAAAGAUCUUCACAUCAGCCAAUCGACUGUCUCGAACAUUAUCAAAAAUUCUGGAUUUGCUCUUCGAAAAAAACAGAAAGUUCAAAAGUUAACAUCAUCAAAUAUUAUGAAACGUAGACAGCGAUCAUUUCAAUUUUAUCUUCAAUUAGCGUAUGGAACUGGGGGAAGAAGAAAAGUAUGUUAUAUAAAAAAAACUGAUCCCGAUUAUGAUCGAAUGAUUAUUCAACAAAACACUUCACGACCAAAAGGUUUUAUGGUAUGGGGAGGUGUAUCAAGUCAAGGAAAAACUGCACUUCGUUUUGUUGCACCUGGUACAAAAGUUAAUUCAAAUUAUUACGUUAACAAGGUUUUAAAGCCAUUUUUAGCACAAGAUGUUCCACGUUUAUUUCCAAAAAGACAAAAAAUGAAAUGGUUUCUUCAUCAAGAUUCGGCACCAAGUCAUACUGCCGAACAAACAAUUAGAUUUUUGGACCAAAACAAAAUUCAUUAUAUAACACCACAAGAAUGGAUGCCUGAUAGUCCUGAUGCUGCACCAAUGAAUUAUUCAAUAUGGGGGUAUUUGAAACAACAACUGAAUAAAAUUCAUAUUGAUUCUCUUGAUGACCUUAAAAAAAAGCUUUUGAGUGAGUGGCGAAAGAUGAGUCAGACUUAUAUCGAUAAAGUAUUAGCUUCCUGGCCAAGGAGAGUUUUAAUGAUAUAUAAAGCUCGAGGCUCUCAUAUCGAACAUCGUUUAUAA
Rotaria sp. Silwood2 is the source of this 1014-nucleotide messenger RNA. The record is from the annotation of a GenBank genome assembly. Lineage: Eukaryota; Metazoa; Rotifera; Eurotatoria; Philodinida; Philodinidae.